This is a messenger RNA of Candidula unifasciata, 389 nucleotides long. NCBI's taxonomy places the organism in Eukaryota, Metazoa, Mollusca, Gastropoda, Stylommatophora, Geomitridae. The record is from the annotation of a GenBank genome assembly.
AGACCAGUUAUAAAAUCACAGUGAAGACAUCAGAUGUGAGAGGAGCUGGAACAGACUCCAAUGUCUAUAUUCUUCUGUUUGGUGCUAAUGGUGACUCGGGGGAACUUCACUUGAAGAAGUCUGAAACAUUUCAGGAUCCAUUUGAGCAAAACCAAACAGAUGUGUUCACAUUAGAUAACAUGUUAUCUCUUGGCCAGCUCAGCAAACUAAGAGUGUGGCAUGACAACACUGGUAAGGUUGAAUCAUUCAUUGAAGUGGAAGAUCUGAAGACUCACAAAGUCUACAGCUUCCACUGUGACAAAUGGUUGUCCAAGUCAGACGAUGACAAGCAGAUUGUCAGGGAACUCUCUUGUCAUGAGCAAGGCAGGCCAGGAUCAGCCGGGACAGAA